CCGGGGAGGACUACGCGGUGUCGGCUCAGCGGGAGCCUCCGCCCGUGCCACGGCCGGGCCGGGAGCAGAAAUGUGUGAAGUGCGCGGAAGGCCUGCCGGUGGUGGUGAUACGAGCGGGAGACGCCUUCUGCAGGGAUUCCGUGAUAGGAGAAUUACCUCAGAUUCGAGGCCAGCUUGGGCUGCAGAGAAAUCCUGUCAAACAGAAUCCCACAAAUUUCCUUGAUGGGCCUAGUGGUAGGAAGAUCUCUGGGGAAGCUUGUGGAGUGCCCAGACUCGAGGGAAAAGGGAUUGUUUCAAGGCAUUCUAUGUUCACAAGUUCAGAGCCAUGCUUGGGAAGAACCGACUCAUCUUUCCUGGCGAGAAGGUGCUAUUGGCGUGGUCUGGGGGGCCUUCAUCCAGCUCCAUGGUCUGGCAAGUCCUUGAGGGUCUGAGUCAGGAUUCUGCAAAACGACUUCGCUUUGUGCCAGGAGUCAUCUAUGUUGAUGAGGGAGCAGCCUGUGGCCAGAGCCUACAGGACAGGGUGAAGACCUUGGCUGAGGUGAAGCUGAUCCUGCAGAACACUGGCUUCCCGUGGCAUGUAGUUGCCUUAGAGGAGGUAGGUGGGUCUGCCCACGUGGUGACCUGUGGUAACCUUGGAGGGGAUACCCAUCAGGGCCACAUUCUUGCUUAUUGGAGCCAUCCUGUGGGCCUCUUGCCCUGGGCCUUGGCUUUCCCACUGUUUCAGAGGGCUGGUAUGGCCUCGGCCUCAAUAUCCAUUCUUACAUCCUGGAAGGUGUUCAGCUUGCCACCAUCCGUGCUGUGCUGUGCUUCCCAAGAGCCCGCAGGGACAGAGGAGGCCUACAAAACGGCUGUGGACAGCUUCCUGCAGCAGCAGCAUGUGCUAGGGUCUGAGGGCUGUGCCAGCCCAGCUCAGGGGGAGGAUCAGUCACACCCAACCCAUAGCCAGGAGCCCCUAGGCAUGGCUGGGUUCCCCACAGCUGCUCAGACUGAGGCCUUGUCUAGGUUGUUCAGUUCCAUAAAGACACUGACAGCCAAAGAGGAGCUUCUGCAGACCCUGAGGUCCCAUCUGAUUGUGCAUGUAGCCCGAACCCAUGGCUACUGCAAGGUGAUGACUGGGGAGAGCUGUACCCGCUUGGCCAUCAAGCUUAUGACCAACCUGGCCUUGGGGAGAGGAGCCUUCCUUGCCUGGGAUACGGGCUUCUCAGAUGAGCGGCAUGGGGAUGUGGUGUUGGUGAGGCCUAUGCGGGACCACACCCUGAAGGAAGUGGCCUUCUACAACCGCCUGUUUGGUGUUCCCUCGGUCUUCACACCAGCCAUCGAUACCAAGGCUCCAGAAAAGGCUAGCAUCCACCGUCUGAUGGAAGCCUUUAUCCUGAGGUUGCAGACUCUGUUCCCCUCUACAGUCAGUACUGUGUACAGGACAAGUGAGAAGCUGGUCAAGGCUCCCCGGGAGGGCUGUGCCUCUGGCCCCGCUAGCCCCAGCUGCCUCCUCUGCAUGUGUGCACUGGACAUUGACACUGCUGACAGUGCCACGGCUUUUGGGGCUCAGUCCUCCUCACAUCUCUCCCAGAUGCUGCCUGCUGAGGCUGGGAUACCUACCACCCCCUGCUGUGGUGCAGGGGAGGGUCAGGCCCAGAGCUGCCACAGGGGAGUUGGCAGGAGGGGGGAUACACAGGCCUGUGUCAUAGAACAGCUGUGUUAUGGCUGCCGGGUAAACAUGAAGGACCUGCCCUCCCUGGACCCAUUGCCACCCUAUGUCCUGGCCGAGGCUCAGCUCCGCAGUCAGAGGGCCUGGGUCUCUAAGGAAAUUCAGGAGUAUCUGAUUACAGAUGAUGAGGAAGAGGAGGAAGAAAGCAGAGCCAUCAAGCAGGAAGGCGAGAACACUGGGAUUGGUCUAUAACUGUCCAUUUGUAUAAAUAAAAAUGUUUUUACU
Molecule: messenger RNA, 1933 nt
Organism: Chionomys nivalis (European snow vole)
Lineage: Eukaryota; Metazoa; Chordata; Mammalia; Rodentia; Cricetidae
Gene: Ctu2
Product: cytosolic thiouridylase subunit 2
Exons: 15
Coding region: 326-1900 (524 amino acids)
Biological process (GO): tRNA wobble position uridine thiolation
Cellular component (GO): cytosol
Molecular function (GO): sulfurtransferase activity; tRNA binding
Source: RefSeq, a predicted model, not a curated record